This is a messenger RNA of Phlebotomus argentipes, 2069 nucleotides long. Its product is annotated as sphingomyelin phosphodiesterase-like. The transcript is spliced from 4 exons. The record is from RefSeq and is a predicted model, not a curated record. NCBI's taxonomy places the organism in Eukaryota, Metazoa, Arthropoda, Insecta, Diptera, Psychodidae. Gene Ontology annotation, biological process: ceramide biosynthetic process; sphingomyelin catabolic process. The coding region runs from base 66 to 1955 and encodes 629 amino acids. Gene Ontology annotation, molecular function: acid sphingomyelin phosphodiesterase activity. Gene Ontology annotation, cellular component: lysosome.
UCUCAAAGAUCAUCAAAGGAAGUGCUUGGUUUUCGUGGACUGUGUAAAAGAGAAUUUUGUGUGCCAUGAAGUGGAUUCUUCUGCUGUGCCUUGUCGUGGCACUUUUCGCCGAUUCCCAGCAAUUCUUCCCGCGGAUACAGAAGUCAAAGGAUGAGAUUCAGAAGGAUGCCGCCGAUCUCCUGAUGAAGGAGUUGGAGAAGCAUCGCCAGACUGGCAUCGAGACGCCCAUUCUGAGGACUCUGCUGAAGGUGUUCGAGGUGCCUCAGCAGCUGCUGAAGCUGGAAGGACCUGAGCUGCCCGUUCCCCGCGAUGACGCCAUGUGUGCCCUCUGCAACUCCGUCUUCGGCGCCUUCAUAGAUCGUCGUCGCAUCGACGGUCAGUCGCGCGAUGAGAUUGCCGAGUUCGCGAAGGAGUUCUGCAAAGCUCUGACCAUUUUCCCGCCACGUGUGUGCGACGGAGCCGUCGAUCUGAACGCAGACAUAAUGGUGCACAUCAUGGACAACCGUCCGGAAUUCGACGAGAACCACGUCUGCGCCUACGUCUUCCAGAACCUCGGCUGUCCUGCCGACAUGUCGGCCUUCGAGUGGUCAAUCAACGUGGCUGGGAACAAACCGCCACUCACCGGAGACAAGGACAACACAGUGCCUCAAGGACCCAAUGACAUCAAAAUUGUCCACAUUUCCGAUCCCCAUUAUGAUCCCAAUUACCAGGAAGGCACUCAUGCCGUCUGCGGAGAGCCGAGUUGCUGCCGAUCUGAUCAGCCUCUGCCGCCAGGAACUCCGGCGUCAGAAGCGGCUGGAUAUUGGGGUGAUUACAGGGACUGCGACAGUCCCUUCCGGGCUGUACAGGACAGCUUCCGCCACAUCCGAUCUCAGCAUCCGAACAUUGAUUACGUGUACUUUACCGGUGAUAUUGUCGAUCAUGGCAUCUGGGCGACGUCGUUCGACUGGAACAGGAACAGCAUAAGUCGCGUCCACACGGCGCUUCGUGAGAGUUUCGGCGGAAUUCCCACUUAUCCAGUCAUUGGAAACCACGAAGCUCAUCCCACAAACGUCUUCGCGCCAGAUUCUCUGAGAGGAAAUGCUAUGUUCUCCACUCAGUGGCUGUAUGACUUCCUCGCCAACGAGUGGUCCGCUUGGCUUCCCGCCGCGGCCUUGACCACAGUCCGCAACGGCGGCUACUACACCGUCCUUGUUCGGCCAGGAUUCCGUAUCAUCGCCCUGAACAACAACCAGGCCUACACGUGGAACUUCUGGGGAUUGUACGAUCCACAGUACGCCAGGAAUCAGCUCCAGUGGUUCCACGACACACUCCUGGCCGCCGAGAGUGCCGGAGAGAAGGUGCACGUGAUUGGCCAUGUGCCGUCCGGCAGUGGAGACACUUACUACGUGUACGCGCGCGAGUACGCCAAGGUGGUGGAAAGAUUCUGGAACACCAUCAGUGGUCAGUUCAUGGGCCACACGCACGCUGACCAGUUCACGGUCUUCUACGCCCAGUCGAAUCCCCAGCAGGCGGUCAAUGUGCAGUGGAACGGCGGCAGCACCACGGCGUUCACCGAUGUGAAUCCCAACUACAAAGUUUACACCGCUGAUCCGCAGACUUAUCAGAUCAACGGCCACGAGACGUGGAUCUACAACUUGACCCAGGCCAACCUCACGCCCCAGCUCUAUCCCAGUUGGUUCAAGGAGUACGACUUCAUGACGGAAUACGGCAUCUCGAACAUGAGUCCGGCAACACUGAACGCCCUCGCGGAAUCUUUCGCGAGAAAUCCUCAGCGAUUGCACAGGUAUUGGCAGCUCACGACAUCCCUGGCAGAUACGUCUCUGGCCAACGGGUGCGAUAACAACUGCCUUGCCAGUCAUCUCUGCCAGAUUGUCCGGAAUGUGUUCGGCAACAGCCCGCGCUGUGACCAGCUCCAGAGCAUUUUCUGGUCAACGGUCGGCGGCUCAGCAUAGUGCUUUCGAGGCACGCACACAAACUUCUUCCCAAGAGAUUCAUUAAUAAAGUCAGCGCGUGAUUACAUCAAUUAAUGAUCGCCAAGUGAAACUUUCUCUGUAUUGUUAUCAAAA